Pararge aegeria (speckled wood butterfly) is the source of this 1795-nucleotide messenger RNA. It is a transcript of the gene Rtnl1, whose product is annotated as reticulon-1-A. The record is from RefSeq and is a predicted model, not a curated record. The coding region runs from base 404 to 1636 and encodes 410 amino acids. The transcript has 7 exons. NCBI's taxonomy places the organism in Eukaryota, Metazoa, Arthropoda, Insecta, Lepidoptera, Nymphalidae.
ACUCUUUCCAGUCUCUACAAUUUUUUCAAACUCGUCGACGAUUUCCCAGACAUUCUCGUCGGUUCUCGUUACGAGGUCUUACAAAUUUAACAUACAAGUAUACUUUUUAAAAUUGUAACAUUACUUAUUUUAGUGUCCUUUUAGUUUUUAUAUUAAACUUUUACCGGCAAACAGCGCCGCCCCCGCUCGAUUGUAGGCAAGGCCUUGUGCGAUGAGUAAUACCGUUCGUCGUGCUGAGUGACGUCGUGCACUGUGCACUGUGCAGCGGCGGCCGGCGCGCAGACCUCAGUUCACCUCGACUCGACAAGGCGAGGAGGCACGACCGACGACAGGAGCUCGUACUCGAAUCCUCGCACCCUCUAUCGAUCCCUAUCCUCUACUCUAGUCGCUCUUUAACUCGGACAUGGACAGCGCCGACAAGCUGAUCGCUGGGCUCGCGAGCGGCGACGGCGCCGCGCCGGCAGGCCUGAAGCGCGAGCAGGACUCAACCGACGACUUCGAGCACCUGGAUGGGCGGCGCGACGAGCCCGAGCGCGGCGCACGCCACUCCGCGCAGAGCUUCCUGGACGCGGAGCGCGAGGAGUUCGUGGAUUCUCCGCGCGCGCCCUCCGCCGACAAGGCCGACCACCUGGCCGACAAGUUCACCGAUAGCGAGUCUGACGCCGACACGGCCGGCGAGUCGCCGCUGCACCGACCCGAGCCGCCCCGGGCGCCCGCCCCCGACCCAACGCCGGCGCUGGCCCCGACGCUCGCACCCGCGCCCGAACCGCAACCGAGCGCCGAGCCUGCCAAGCCAACGGAGCCAAAACCGGAGCCUGCGCCGCAGCCGAAGCCCGAGCCGGUGCAGCCGAAGCCCGAGCCGGUGCAGCUGAAGCCCGAGCCUACGCAGUCGAAGCCUGAUCCGGUGCCGCAAAAGCCCGAGCCACCCAGCUGGCAGCCCCCGGUCGAGCCCGCCGCUGAGCCACUGCGCGCCCCCGUCGCCCACGUGAUCGAGGCCGAGGUCAUUUUCUGCCAGAUGGGACUGGAUGCUUGGUUCGACCCGCAAAGGCUACACCCCGAAGUGGAGUCGCUGAUCUACUGGCGGUCGGCGGCGCGCUCGGGCGCGGCGCUGGGCGCGGGGCUGGCGCUGCUGGUGGCGCUGGCGUGCUGCUCCGUGGUGUCGGUGCUGGCCUACAGCUCGCUGCUGGCGCUGAGCGCCGCCGUCGCCUUCCGCGUCUACAAGAACGUGCUGCAGGCCGUGCAGAAGACCAACGAGGGCCAUCCCUUCAAAUGGCUGCUGGAGAAGGACGUGAGCGUGUCGGCGGAGCGCGCGCAGUCGCUGGCGGCCGCGGCCACCGCGCACCUCAACGCCGCGCUCACCGAGCUCCGCAGGUUGUUCCUGGUUGAGGACCUGGUGGACUCGCUGAAGUUCGGCGCGCUGCUGUGGUGCCUCACGUACGUGGGCGCCUGCUUCAACGGCAUCACGCUCAUCAUCCUGGCAUGGAUAGCGCUGUUCUCGCUGCCCAAGGCGUACGAGAUGAACAAGGCGCAGGUGGACGCCAACCUCGAGCUGGCGCGCUCCAAGAUCAACGAAAUCUCAGCCAAGGUGCGCGCCGCGGUGCCGCUGGGCAGGAAGGCGGAGGACAAGGACAAGUAGGCGCCGGAGUUACUGUUUGUUAUCAUAUUAUAUUUAUUGCGGCGCGCCGCCGUAGCGCCUGACACCUUACUUACGUGUAAAGCUUAAUGGACGAGUCAUGCGGAGAUUAUUAUUGUAUUUGCUUUUUUGAAAUUUUAAAUUAAAAUAACUGUCGACCGA